GCUACAAGCCUAAGACUCAACAUGAAGCCCAGACAAUACAUAAACUUAAUUGUUUUAAUAUAUUGUGCUGGAAUCUCACAAGCAUCCUUGGAUAAUUUUGAUGCCAGCAGUUCAAAGCCCCAAUGUGACUUAUAUUGCUUUAAUAUUCUAAAGCCAUUGCUAACGCAUGCAAGUGAGACCAGAACUAGAAUUGAAAACUGCGAGAGUUCCGUGCACGACAAAGAAACACGCAUAGUGAACCUAGAGACUGAGUUAGAGUCGCAGAACUCAUAUGGAUCGUUUAUCGAUCAGCCGACUGAGCGAAGCUCCCGUAUGGAACAAUUAGAACUUGACCAAUGGUCCAUAUACAGUCCAACCGACUCAACGUACUCAGUUAGUUGUGCCGCCGAAAUCAGUAAGCUCCAAGAACAAAUUGCAGCACUCGAAGCGCAUGCUGUAACUGAAUCUAGUGUCCUGCACAUAAAGGACAAUUGGAUUGAGACAUUGAAGAUUGAGUUAGAGAGAUGUAGAUCAGACAAUCAGCCAGAGCUAAGCUCAAGCACGGGCUCAACAACAACAGACUCAGUUAGUUGUGUCGGCGAAAUCAGUGAGAUCGAGUUGCUCAGAGCACAAAUUGCAGCACUUAACAAAGAAAUCGAAGCUCUACGUCAAACAAAGCUCAGCUUUAGAGUUAGGCGCAAGGAGAGCGGCGACGUUAACGAUAAAUCCAUUAUGAACUGCGACUCGUUCGAGAACUCUUCAAGUGUUCAGCAAAUUUAUAUUCCCGGUGUGGGAAACUGCUCGGUGCUCUGUGAUAGUCUCACCGCUGGAUCUGGCUGGACAGUCAUUCAACGUCGCUUCGAUGGCAGCGGCGACUUUUACAAGAACUGGCAGGAGUACAGCGAUGGCUUUGGUUCUCUAGAUGGAGAGUUCUUCAUUGGCUUAGAAAAAAUCCAUGGCAUGACCAAGUCCUUGCGCUAUGAGCUAAUGAUUGUACUCACCGAUUUCCAUGGAGCUGAGGUCUACGCAACUUAUGACAACUUCCGUCUUGGCAGCGAAGCCGAAAGAUACAAACUGAAGUCAUUAGGUGCAUAUAACGGCACUGCGGGUGAUAGCUUGGUAAACAGCUUAGACGCCAGUUUUACGACCUAUGAUCACGAUCAUGAUAUGUGGGGUGGCAAUUGUGCGAAAUACUAUAAUAGUGGCUGGUGGUUUAAGUGGGACACUUAUAGCAAUCUUAAUGGAGUAUACGCAAAUGAAGAAGAGUCUUAUCGAAAUGGCAUUUGGUGGUGGACUUGGCGUAAUUAUGGUGUUGCCAAAACAGUUCAAAUGAUGAUACGACCCUGGAAGAAAUAAUUUAAUCUCAAAACAAGUUAAAGCUAUACCUCCCAAUACUAUAUGCAUAUUAUUUUAAAUACUCUUAGCACAGCUUAUAUGUGUGAAUAAAUUUACUAGCUAUGCUUAUCAACUUGGCUAUUCAAAACAUGCGCUUGGCUUCAAUCACACCAAGCAAU
Drosophila busckii is the source of this 1493-nucleotide messenger RNA. RefSeq names its product fibrinogen-like protein 1. NCBI's taxonomy places the organism in Eukaryota, Metazoa, Arthropoda, Insecta, Diptera, Drosophilidae. The transcript has 3 exons. Bases 22 to 1335 code for a protein of 437 amino acids. The record is from RefSeq and is a predicted model, not a curated record.